AUCAAAAUGGGUAACGGUAUUUCUAGAGACGAAAUGAAACAGCUUCAAGAGCAAACUAAAAAUCGUUUGACCAAGAAGGACAUUCAACGUUAUCACAAAUUCUGGCAUGAGCUCUACCCAAGUGGUGACAUGACAAGAGAAGGUUUCAGUAAAUUUGCACAAAUUGCUCUUCCAAGUGCUCCUCCAGAUGCUGAUGUUGAAUACUUGUUCAGAGCCAUGGAUGCUAACAAGGAUGGUACUAUUACUUUCAAAGAAUUCCUCUUCUUCCAAUCUAUCACUGCUCCAACAACACAACCUCUUCAAUUCCAUGAAUUAAUUGAUUUGGCCUUUGAUAUGUACGAUGAAGACAAUGAUGGCUUUGUAACUGCCGAAGAAAUGAGAGACAGUUUAAGGAACAUGUUCAAGGCUAAGGGCAUGAAUGUAAACUCUUCAGAAAUUGAGGGAACCAUCAAUACUCGUAUUGAAAAUCUGCUCAAGAUUGCCGAUAGUAAUGGUGAUGGAAAACUCACCCGAGAUGAAAUUGUUAAGGCUUGCCAAAAAGAUCCAUCUCUCUUGGUCUUGUUCUAAUUUUUUUUUAAAAACAAACUUGUAAAAUCAUGAAUAAAUUAAAUAAUUUCUCUU
Messenger RNA from Naegleria gruberi, 621 nucleotides. RefSeq names its product EF-hand domain-containing protein. The record is from RefSeq and is a predicted model, not a curated record. Lineage: Eukaryota; Heterolobosea; Eutetramitea; Acrasida; Naegleriidae. Bases 7 to 567 code for a protein of 186 amino acids. Gene Ontology annotation, molecular function: calcium ion binding. The transcript is spliced from 3 exons.